Anastrepha ludens (Mexican fruit fly) is the source of this 435-nucleotide messenger RNA. Its product is annotated as paraneoplastic antigen Ma6E-like. NCBI's taxonomy places the organism in Eukaryota, Metazoa, Arthropoda, Insecta, Diptera, Tephritidae. The transcript has a single exon. The coding region runs from base 1 to 435 and encodes 144 amino acids. The record is from RefSeq and is a predicted model, not a curated record.
AUGAAUUACCCAGCAAUUCCGGAAAGGCUUGAGCAUGGCUGUAAAUUUGUUGGAGGUGAGCUGGAGUCUGCGGGGGCGACAGAUGAGCUUGAGUCUGCAGGUGCGGCAGACGAGCUUGAGACUGCGGGUGCGGCAAAAGACCUUGAGGCUGCGGGUGUGGCAGAUGAGGUUGAGACUGCGGCUGUGACAGAUGAGCUUGGAUCUGCAGGUGCGGCAGAUGAUCUUGAAACUGCGGCUGCAACAGAUGAGCUUGGAUCUGCAGGUGCGGCAGAUGAGCUUAAGACUGCGGCUGCAACAGAUGAGCUUGAGUAUGCAGGUGCGGCAGAUGAGCUGAAGACUGCGGCUGCGGCAGAUGAGAGUGGGUCGGCAGAUGAGCUUGAAGGUGAGGUAACCGAAAUAUCCGCGCCGGUAUCGACGAGUUGUACGGUAAUAUAG